CUUUUAUUGCUGUAGUUUAUUUCCACCCCCUUCCCUCCUGUUCUCUCUCUCUCUCUCUCUCUCUCUGUCUCUCUCUCUCUCUCUUUCUUUUUUUUUCCGCCCUAGCUGGGGCUGUGUUGGAGGAGAGGAAGAAAGGGAGACAGAGGAUUGCAUUUGUCCCUUACGUUCCUGAAAUCUGCAGCCAGCAAGACCGGCUAAGCGGUUGCACAUUUUUCAAUUCUGAAAAAAAAAAAAAAAUACCACGUCCCCUUUCCUGGCAAUUUUUGCUUUGAAGUUGCCCUCUUGAAAUUAAUUUUUUUUCCCAGGAGAGAGAUGUCUUAUCAGGGGAAGAAAAACAUUCCACGCAUCACGAGUGAUCGUCUUCUGAUCAAAGGAGGUAAAAUUGUUAAUGAUGACCAGUCGUUCUAUGCAGACAUAUACAUGGAAGAUGGGUUGAUCAAGCAAAUAGGCGAGAACCUGAUUGUGCCAGGAGGGGUGAAGACCAUAGAAGCCCAUUCCCGGAUGGUGAUCCCCGGAGGAAUUGAUGUCCAUACGCGUUUCCAGAUGCCCGACCAGGGAAUGACGUCUGCCGAUGACUUCUUCCAAGGAACCAAGGCAGCCCUGGCUGGAGGAACCACCAUGAUCAUUGACCAUGUUGUUCCUGAGCCUGGGACCAGCCUGCUGGCCGCGUUUGACCAGUGGAGGGAAUGGGCCGACAGCAAGUCCUGCUGUGACUACUCUCUGCACGUGGACAUCACCGAGUGGCAUAAGGGCAUCCAGGAAGAGAUGGAAGCCUUGGUGAAGGACCACGGGGUGAAUUCCUUCCUCGUGUACAUGGCUUUCAAAGAUCGCUUCCAGCUAACAGAUUCACAGAUAUAUGAAGUAUUGAGCGUGAUCCGGGAUAUUGGUGCCAUAGCCCAAGUCCACGCAGAAAACGGCGACAUCAUUGCAGAGGAACAGCAGAGGAUCCUGGAUCUGGGCAUCACGGGCCCCGAGGGACACGUGCUGAGUCGACCCGAGGAGGUCGAGGCGGAGGCCGUGAACCGUUCCAUCACCAUCGCCAACCAGACCAACUGCCCCCUGUACGUCACCAAGGUGAUGAGCAAGAGCUCGGCCGAGGUCAUCGCCCAGGCCAGGAAGAAGGGAACCGUUGUGUAUGGCGAGCCCAUCACCGCCAGCCUGGGAACCGACGGCUCCCACUACUGGAGCAAGAACUGGGCCAAGGCCGCCGCCUUCGUCACCUCCCCACCCUUGAGCCCGGAUCCGACGACUCCAGACUUUCUCAACUCCCUGCUGUCCUGCGGAGACCUCCAGGUCACUGGCAGUGCCCACUGCACUUUCAACACUGCUCAGAAGGCCGUGGGGAAGGACAACUUCACCCUGAUCCCCGAGGGCACCAACGGCACCGAGGAGCGGAUGUCCAUCAUCUGGGACAAGGCUGUGGUCACGGGGAAGAUGGAUGAGAACCAGUUUGUGGCCGUGACCAGCACCAACGCAGCGAAAGUCUUCAAUCUUUACCCCCGGAAAGGCCGCAUCGCUGUGGGAUCAGACGCCGACCUGGUCAUCUGGGACCCCGACAGCGUGAAAACCAUCUCUGCCAAGACACACAACAGUGCUCUCGAGUACAACAUCUUCGAAGGCAUGGAGUGCCGCGGCUCCCCGCUGGUGGUCAUCAGCCAGGGGAAGAUUGUCCUGGAGGACGGCACCCUGCAUGUCACCGAAGGCUCUGGGCGCUACAUCCCCCGGAAGCCCUUCCCUGAUUUUGUUUACAAGCGUAUCAAGGCAAGGAGCAGGCUGGCAGAGCUGAGAGGGGUUCCUCGCGGCCUGUACGACGGACCUGUGUGCGAGGUGUCUGUGACGCCCAAGACAGUCACUCCAGCCUCCUCGGCCAAGACGUCUCCUGCCAAGCAGCAGGCCCCACCCGUCCGGAACCUGCACCAGUCUGGAUUCAGCUUGUCUGGCGCUCAGAUCGAUGACAACAUUCCCCGCCGCACCACGCAGCGCAUCGUGGCUCCCCCUGGUGGCCGUGCCAACAUCACCAGCCUGGGCUAGAGCUCCCGGGCCCCGUGCACUUAGGGAUGGGGGAUGAGACAGCUGAGGACAUUCUGAGACUUCCUUUCUUCCUUCCUUCCUUUUUUUUUUUUUUAAGAGCCUG
Molecule: messenger RNA, 2134 nt
Organism: Lemur catta (Ring-tailed lemur)
Lineage: Eukaryota; Metazoa; Chordata; Mammalia; Primates; Lemuridae
Gene: DPYSL2
Product: dihydropyrimidinase like 2
Exons: 14
Coding region: 313-2031 (572 amino acids)
Cellular component (GO): cytoplasm; cytosol
Molecular function (GO): hydrolase activity, acting on carbon-nitrogen (but not peptide) bonds, in cyclic amides
Source: RefSeq, a predicted model, not a curated record